Molecule: messenger RNA, 1987 nt
Organism: Aureobasidium pullulans EXF-150
Lineage: Eukaryota; Fungi; Ascomycota; Dothideomycetes; Dothideales; Saccotheciaceae
Exons: 2
Coding region: 49-1827 (592 amino acids)
Biological process (GO): regulation of DNA-templated transcription
Molecular function (GO): DNA-binding transcription factor activity, RNA polymerase II-specific; zinc ion binding
Source: RefSeq, a predicted model, not a curated record
AAAAUAUUGUUGAUUUUUCUCGAAAAACCAUGCCUAUCACACGCGAGUAUGGAGGUCAAGCCCAAACGGCAACGCAAAUCGGGGACUAAGUACAGCAAGACUGCAUGUCGGACAUGCAAGAUUCGGAGAGUCAAGUGCGAUGAAGGAAGACCUGAUUGCCGAAAUUGUGUCUCUACUGGUCGUACCUGUGAUGGCUAUCAUUCCGGUGUUCCCAGUCGCGAAAUGGCUUCGCAACGACCGCUCUUGCCGGCUUCGGCUUCACCUCCAACUAUCGUCACAAUAUCGCGACUUCCUUCUUCUUUGACGUUUAGCACGACUUUGGAAGAUCAUAACUCAUUCCAGUUCUUCAUUCAACACAUUGUUGCUGGGUUGAAACUCAUUUCACCAACUCAUGGAUGGAUAACGCUUUCCCUUCAACUAGCUGUCACCGAGCCGGCAGUGUACUUCGCCAUUGCUGCCUGCGGAAGUGUGGCCAAUAUCCGACUUGCUAAGAAUUAUCAUUGUUACUUCGCGCCGCCAUCGCCGGUGAAGCAGAAGAUCAACUUGCGGCAAUAUUGUAAAGCUACUGCAGCGUUGCAGAAGUAUAUCGAUCGUGCUGCAUCUGGACAAGCGAGCAUUGAGCCUGUGUUGCUUUGCUGUCUACUUUUUGUAUCUUAUGAGACUUAUCAAGAUGAGACUGGCCUUGCGAUGCAGCAUCUCAAGCUUGGUCGGAGGACUAUUGAAGAUGGCGUUGCUGGUCGACUGAGGUUCUCCUCGAAGCAGACGUCGAAGGAUGUUAUUGCGGCUUUUGACUGGAUGGGCUCGCAGUCUACGAAUUGUGGUCGGAAGGAAUUGUCAAGCGGUGACGUCCUGCAUGACAAACCUUUUAACGGUAUAUCGACGUACUUCACUUCCCUCGAACAUGCUAAACAAGCACUGGAUCGUCUCUCCACUGCCGCUUCGGAUUGGAGAACUGAUCUGUUAGCACUGGCAACAGAAUACAUUGCAACAACAGAUUCCUGGAAUACAAGACCCGCGAUCAGGGAAUGCAUCAUCUAUUGCGUCAGUCGUUCCAUGCAUCUUACCCCAGGACAUCACCUGCUCUGCCGCGAAGCAGAAUUGAUGCAAGCACAUACCUCCUGGCUACGCGGAGUGAAACUUCUACAACAAGGCAGCACCCUCCGUCGAGAUUUGAUCCACAUGCAAAUUCAACAUUUCUACUCCACCUUUACCCUCCAAACCGCUCGAGAUACCUACGGUAAAUCUAUAGAUCGUUUCGACGCACAAGCAGCAGCUAUCUUGGAUCUGGUUGAAGGAUAUCUACGGCCCGAUACGACGUAUCCACGCAGACCGACAUCGCCAUCUCAAAAAGGCAGUAACGCACAACUAUACCCUUAUACACCUCUCCCUCAGCAACAGGAAUAUUGUUUCGCCCUCGAAUACGCAAUUCUGCCUACUCUCUUCUCAAUCUGCCUUCGUAUUCGCCACUCCGCAACCAGAAAACGUGCUCUCCAUCUCCUCCGCACGGCCAAUCGCCGCGAAGCAGGUCAAUCGAGUGCAGAGUUAUGUCAUUACGCCGACGCCUUUAUCGCUUUGGAACAAUCCUCACCCUCUGAUUCGGCCGGGGAAGUUGCCGAGGAAGCGAGAUUGUUGGAGGUGGUUAUUGAAAGUGCUGGGUACAUGGAGGUCAGUUUUGUUUGUGGGCGAUUUAGACAUGAAGGUGAUGGUGGAUUGGAGGUUUUGGAAUAUAAAGGGGCUGGGUUGCCGCCGUUGAGGUUGCAGUUGAUGAGGAAGAAUGAGUUUCCGUUUAUGGCUGGUGGGAAUUGGGAAGAAAGGGAUUUGAUGUGAGGGGGUUUGGGGUAAGGGUUCUGACUUGAGUACCUUGGACAAGAGAGCAGAGAUAAAUGCGAUUAGACUGCCUUAGUACUCACUGUCGACAUUAGACAACUAUCUCUUCUUGCGCACCUACCGUUACUAACUACUUUCUUAGCGCCGGCCGCAACAGCGC